AUGGCAGCCCUGCUUCGAAAUGAGUGCAAACAACUCCUCCAAAAGAGCUUGCCAUGGACAAAAUCACCUCUAGUUAUAAGCGCACCGAUGCGGGUGAUGACGGGCCCAAGCCUUGCAGUGGCAGUCUCAUCUGCAGGCGGCCUCGGCUUCCUGGGACCAACCAUAAAGUCAGAAGAUGUAUUGGUAGAUCUCGACAAGGCUACUGAGCUCCUUAAAACCUCCUCAAUCCAUGGAAACGCAGGCCAGUCGCUUCUCCCCAUCGGAGUCGGGUUCCAGGUUUGGAAUGGGGAUCUCAAGGUCGCCGUGUCCGCUGUCACCAAGCACCAUCCUUGCGCUGUGUGGUUGUUUGCGCCUCGCAAUGGACAGGCAGAGUUGAACGAAUGGAUCACGGCCAUCAGAGAGGCUUCAACAGAGACCAAAAUCUGGCUUCAAGUGGGCACCUUGAGCGAGGCGGUCGACGCAGCUCGCAGCACUACGCCCCCGGAUGUCCUGGUGCUGCAAGGUGCCGAAGCUGGAGGUCAUGGUAGAGACAAGGAUGGACAAGGGACAAUAGCCUUGGUACCAGAGGUAUCAGAUGCGUUGGGAGACUCCAAGAUACCAGUGAUUGCCGCAGGAGGCAUCAUUGAUGGUCGCGGAGCUGCUGCCGCGCUUACGUUGGGUGCUGCAGGCAUUGCCAUGGGCACACGUUUCCUGGCAUCCAAGGAAGCUCGUAUCAGCAAAGGAUAUCAGGAUGAGGUUGUUCGAGCGUCAGACGGGGCCAAGAAUACUGUGCGUACACAAUUGUACAACCACCUCCGCGGUACCUUCGGGUGGCCGGAGGCCUUCUCUCCUCGCACGGUAAUCAACCAGAGCUGGAUUGAUCACGAAGCAGGAGUGCAUUUUGACAAACUGAAAGAGUUGCAUGAUGAGUCUGCCAAGGCUGGGGAUAUAGGAUGGGGUCCAGAAGGCAGACUCGCAACUUAUGCCGGUGCUGCGGUUGGAUUAGUUCGGAAUGUGGACGAUGCUGCUACAAUCGUUCGGGAGGUUCGGGAUAAUGCCAGGGCAAUCCUGACAUCAGUAAUAGCUCAACUAUAG
Molecule: messenger RNA, 1074 nt
Organism: Pochonia chlamydosporia 170
Lineage: Eukaryota; Fungi; Ascomycota; Sordariomycetes; Hypocreales; Clavicipitaceae
Product: 2-nitropropane dioxygenase precursor
Exons: 1
Coding region: 1-1074 (357 amino acids)
Molecular function (GO): nitronate monooxygenase activity
Source: RefSeq, a predicted model, not a curated record